GAUAUCGGGACUGGCAAGGCCUUGAAUGCACCUCUCCAAGGGCAUACUGACUGGGUUACCUCUGUCGCAAUCUCUCAAAAUGGGCAACACAUUGUGUCUGGCUCACAUGACGAAACGAUCCGGGUGUGGGAUAUGAAGACUGGCGAGGCAGUGGGUGCCCCUUUCCGAGGGCACACUGGUUUUGUUAUGUCUGUCGCAAUCUCGCCUGAUGGCAAACACGUUGUGUCUGGGUCAUCCGACAAGACGAUCUGGGUGUGGGACCUAGAAUUUCUUAACCGGCACCGACUUUUCGAAGCAUCUACAAUAUGUUUCUCAUCUGACCUAUCUCACGCCCUUCAUUCCACCUCGUCCUUUCUCUCAGAUUCUGAAACCCCAGCUCCUUCUGGUCCGAACAAGGAGGGGUGGGUUGUAGGUCCCGAAGGACGGCUUCUCCUCUGGAUCCCACCCACUUUCCACCCGACAACCUUCGCCCAGGGCAAUGUAUUGGUGAUACCCACCAACGCCUUACAGCUGGACUUGAGUCGUGUUGUGCAUGGCACGUCAUGGCACGAGUGCCGGACGCAGGAGGCCGUGUCAUAUUGGCGAUAGAUAUCCCUCGGGUCACGCCAUAUGCAUGUACUUUGUCCUUUGACUGAAGAUGGCCAUUCUACACAAUUUUAGCACAAUGACUACAAAGACAGAAUAUUUGUAUCUCAGCCUAACUGAGACACGUAUCCGAUUCUGAACGCCCCCACUAACACGCAACUCACUUCACCAUGCC
Messenger RNA from Suillus clintonianus, 760 nucleotides. RefSeq names its product WD40-repeat-containing domain protein. The record is from RefSeq and is a predicted model, not a curated record. The transcript is spliced from 2 exons. The annotation marks the transcript as partial. Gene Ontology annotation, molecular function: protein binding. Lineage: Eukaryota; Fungi; Basidiomycota; Agaricomycetes; Boletales; Suillaceae.